This is a messenger RNA of Onychomys torridus (southern grasshopper mouse), 588 nucleotides long. RefSeq names its product keratin-associated protein 4-1-like. Gene Ontology annotation, cellular component: keratin filament. NCBI's taxonomy places the organism in Eukaryota, Metazoa, Chordata, Mammalia, Rodentia, Cricetidae. The transcript has a single exon. The record is from RefSeq and is a predicted model, not a curated record. The coding region runs from base 1 to 588 and encodes 195 amino acids.
AUGGUUAACUCCUGUUGUGGCUCUGUCUGCUCUGAGCAGGGCUGUGAUCAAAGUCCCUGCCAGGAAGGCUGCUGCCAGACCACCUGCCGCCCCAGCUGUGGAGUGUCCAGCUGUGGAGUGUCCAGCUGCUGCCGCCCAGUCUGCUGCCAGACCACCUGCCGCCCCAGCUGUGGAGUGUCCAGCUGCUGCCGCCCAGUCUGCUGCCAGACCACCUGCCGCCCCAGCUGUGGAGUGUCCAGCUGCUGCCGCCCAGUCUGCUGCCAGACCACCUGCCGCCCCAGCUGUGGAGUGUCCAGCUGCUGCCGCCCAGUCUGCUGCCAGACCACCUGCCGCCCCAGCUGUGGAGUGUCCAGCUGCUGCCGCCCAGUCUGCUGCCAGACCACCUGCCGCCCCAGCUGUGGAGUGUCCAGCUGCUGCCGCCCAGUCUGCUGCCAGACCACCUGCCGCCCCAGCUGUGGAGUGUCCAGCUGCUGCCGCCCAGUCUGCUGCCAGACCACCUGCCGUCCCAGCUGUGGAGUGUCCAGCUGCUGCCGCCCAGUCUGUCAGACCACCUGCUGUGGUACAACUUGCUGCCGCCCCUCUUGUUGA